AAGGCUGUUCCCGCGAUGAUAGCAUGUUGCUGGUGGGACUCGAAGCCGGUCCACUUCCUCGCAACAGGUGCCAGAGUGCAGCAACUAACUACAGGUUCUUCGAAAUAUCUGGGUGGACAUUCCGUGCCCGAAAUUGGUGAUGACAAUAUGAAUGAUGUCGAUGUCCACGAUCAACUGCGUCAACAGCGGUUUUCGGUCCAAGAGGCAUUUAAGUUCAAGAAGUGCUACAAAAAUCUGUUCCUCGGGCUUCUCGAUCUAGCGCUUGUGAACAGGGCUCGGAAAAUACCAUACUAUAUUGUAUUUCCUGGGCCAAGAUCACAAUAA
Molecule: messenger RNA, 324 nt
Organism: Phytophthora sojae
Lineage: Eukaryota; Oomycota; Peronosporomycetes; Peronosporales; Peronosporaceae
Exons: 3
Source: RefSeq, a predicted model, not a curated record